GAAAUCGAUUUCAACGAUACAUACGUGAAUCACUUUAAAGAAUAAGGCGAGUUCGAUUGUAGAGAGACAGGAAAAUGUCGUAUUCCUACUUAUUUAAAUACAUAAUAAUAGGUGAUACAGGUGUUGGAAAAUCAUGUCUAUUGCUUCAAUUCACCGAUAAAAGAUUUCAACCUGUUCACGACCUUACCAUUGGUGUCGAAUUUGGCGCACGUAUGAUAACGAUUGACAGCAAGCAAAUUAAAUUGCAAAUUUGGGACACCGCUGGUCAAGAAUCAUUCAGGUCAAUUACGCGAUCCUAUUAUAGAGGAGCAGCCGGUGCUCUUUUGGUUUAUGACAUAACAAGACGGGAUACGUUCAAUCACUUGACUACUUGGCUAGAAGACGCCCGUCAACAUUCCAGUUCGAAUAUGGUUAUCAUGUUGAUAGGUAAUAAGAGUGAUUUAGAGUCCCGAAGAGAUGUCAAAAGAGAAGAAGGAGAGGCUUUUGCUAGGGAACACGGCUUAAUCUUUAUGGAGACAUCAGCGAAAACAGCAGCUAAUAGCGAGACGUCCGCUGAAUCAAGGAUGUCGAGCGGUUUCGAAGAUGAACUCGGCGACCCGUUCAGCAAUAGCUUCUUGCAAGAACUUGGUAUUGAUACGUGGAACGAAUCAGAACAAAAUACAAAUUCUUCCACUCAACAACCAGUUGCCGAUACACCGGCACAGCCUCAAAAUAAUUUUGCAGUGAAUACGCCGCACUGCGUAAGGCAAUCGCCUCCGCAGCAACCGUCCGCUCCGGCUCCCCAACCACAUCCUCCCCAUCCACAAGCCUCUCAUCCACAAGCCUCUCAUCCACAACCUCCUCAUCCACAAACUCCGCAAUAUAAUUUCCCUUAUAACCAUGGACCUAACUACAACGUUCAGACACCAACGCCCCCUCAAUCUUAUCAGUACCGAUAUGGAUCAAAUCCUGGUUCACAAAACUGGUCUAACAAUGGUAGUUCAGCACGUCUGAUGCAUAUGGCUAAUAUUGCCUCCACUCCUUGGCCCCAUUCUGAACAGUCAUACAGAUUUCACUCUGCGUCUGCUUCUCAGUUGUUGUCACAUAUGGGCCAUAGAAGCUCUCAAAGAAUGCCCCAGCAAAUGAAUUAUGGCUAUCCCCCGCAACAGCAUAUGCGAAUGUCGUAUCAGCAACAUCAACAUCAGCUUCAACAAACACAUCAGCAGCAACAGCUUCAGCAGCAGCAGCAACAACAACAACAACAGCAGCAGCAUCAGCAACAACAUCAGCAACAACAUCAGCAACAACAUCAGCAACAACAUCAGCAACAACAACAUCAGCAUCAGCAACAACAACAUCAGCAACAACAGCAAACACCACAAUCACAGGACGACGAUGGCUGUCACUCUCUUCCCUCAGAUUCUGAGGCUCAGCAGCUACAAUCCCAGAUUUCUCAUCUUCUUCGUGGCAUACAGACGGAAGAAACUCAGCAACAAUUGCUUGAUUUACAAGAGAGAUUACGAACAGUUCGCGCUAGGCAACAACAAGUACUAUUACAGCAACAACAACGAUCCGCACCCUUGCCAGCUAGCACUCAGCAGUAUCACGCUAGUCAAAUGUCGCAUACUUUGCAUUACACUCCACCGCAACAGGUGGGGGGCACUGUAAGUUCAUCUACUUGCCAACCAAAUUCACCCAAACCUACAUUGUCGCCUAACAAAGCACCAAGUGUUACUACCGUUUCUCAAACUGAUACAAGAAACGACGCGGAUGAAAAUAACGCUCAGGAGAGUUAUCCCGCUCUCUCUUCUUGUGUAAUUAGCACAGCUGUCUCAGAAGCUGUUUUCUCGCAAACUAAUCAGACAACCACUUGUGCGUGGAAUGGUCAUAAUAGUAACUUGGCAAUGUCAUCGCAAAUACGACCUCUGCAACGAAACGGUUUUAUAAAUGAAGCACCUCCUCAUGCACCAGCCCCGCCCCGAUAUAGUAACUCUCAACAAUAUCAAGAACAAAUGAUGAGACAUUAUUCUUCACCUCAACCUCCAAAUCGUGCUUACCCAUCUCCAAAUAUGUACGAGGCUACUAAUGGAGUAAAACCGCCAGAAAUGAAUGGAAAUGGGGUAGUCGACCAUCCUACAAUGGGACCUAGAAACAUACCCCCUGCUUAUAUGCGACCUCGUUAUCCCAACGUGCCUACAAACACGCUUCAAGGACCAAACGGCAAUAUGCCACCCCCUCAAGUGCCUCCAAGAAUGCCUCAUCAAAUUCCUCAACAUUCUCCUCAUUUAAUUCCCGCUUAUCAUCAAAAUAUACCUCCACAGAUGCAUUCUCGUCAACCAAUGUAUCACAAACCUCCAAUGGAUCAGUAUAACAUGCCAGCUCAAUAUCCCCCAGGUCAGCAAAGCCAAUUUCCUCCGGUGAGAACAGGCCCUAUAUCAAACUCAAAUAGUAUGGAACAGCAGACUGCGACUGAACAGAAUUCUCUUCAAGAAUUAACUCCGUUAAAAAGACACUCUGGUGAUGAUCAGAAUAUUGUAGAUAGAUCGGAAAAAGAGUCACAAGUCAUUCAUCCUGCUAAUUCAUACCAAUCUCCCGUACCAAGUCUUUCCCCUUCGUCUUCUUUAAAGAGAUCACCAAGUCCUUCAUAUUACUCACCUGCAAAAAAGUUUAAAAAAGUUGUAAAGAAAAAAAAGAAUUAUAUAGAAGAUGAUGAACAGGAGAUAUCGUACGAAGAUCCUCGUGUACGUUUUAAGGCAGUUAAGAAUAAAAAAAGCAAGCAGCAAAUCAGUGCAACGAAAGCCAAGAAAAGGAAGAGAAAGGGAAGCGAUUCUGAAGAGGAAAUGGAUGAAGUGAAUGACCUUCCAUCAACGUAUGAUGAAGCUCAUGUUGAGAAAAGACGAUCGGGUAGAACCAAAAGACAAAAAUAUGUCGAAGAACCUCAAUUAGAUCUCUCUGAUACGGAAAUGUAUCUCAACAACAAUGAUACAGGUGCUGAACAAGCCAAUUUUGUGGAAGCACAUACAGAGGAAGAUACCUUGACCAUAGAUAAAAUCUUAGGAAUUAGAACAACAAAAAGGAAAAUUGAAAAAGAUCAAGGAGCAACUUGUAAAGAAGUCCAAGAGGAAAAAUCCCCGAUCCAAGAGGAGGAAUUAAAAACAGAAGAAGAUUCAGAGGACAAUGGUCACUCUAAAGUUAAAAAUGAUAUUAAAAAGGAAUCUGAAAUUAAAGUCGAGCCUGAAAAUAAAGUUGAAGUCGAAGAGUUUGAAGUUGAAGAAAUCUUUGUGAAAUAUAAAAACUUUUCAUAUUUGCAUUGUGAGUGGAGAACAGUUGAAGAAUUAGAACCAUUCGACAAACGCAUCUCUCAGAAAGUUCGUCGUUUUAAAUUAAAACGAAAUCAAGAAACUGCGUUCCUACAAUUAGAUGAAGAUGAUCUAUUUAAUCCUGAUUAUGUGGAGGUCGAAAAAGUUUUAGAUGAAUCUGAAGGAAAGGAUGGUGAAGAAACUGUUUUACAAUAUUUGGUUAAGUGGAGGGGUUUAGGCUAUGAUGAAGCUACAUGGGAAGCAGCAGCUGAUGUUGAUCCAAAUAAGAUAGAACAAUAUAAAAAGCUUAAUCAAGUACCUCCUUUGAAACGAUUAAUGCCUAUAGAGAGACCUACUGCUGCUGAGUGGAGACAAUUAAAAACAUCACCUUUGUAUAAAGACGGGAACACUUUGAGAGAAUAUCAGGUUGAAGGUGUAAGCUGGUUAUUAUUUAAUUACUAUAAUCAACAGAAUUGCAUUCUUGCUGAUGAAAUGGGAUUAGGGAAAACAGUGCAAAGUGUAGCUUUUCUCCAAGAAAUUUCGAAAUAUGGUAUUAGGGGACCGUUUCUAGUUAUAGUACCUUUAUCUACUUUAGGAAACUGGGCGAGAGAAUUUGAAGCUUGGACCGAUUUAAAUGCUAUUGUAUACCAUGGAACCCAAAUAAGUCGAAAUAUGAUUCAGGAAUAUGAAUUAUAUUUCAGAGAUAGCCAAACAAGUAAGAGAAUUCAAGAAGGUUAUAAAUUUCAAGCCCUAAUUACUACUUACGAAGUCAUAUUGCAAGAGAUAGAAUUACUAUCUCAAUUUGACUGGCGAGCUUGCAUCAUUGACGAAGCUCAUAGGCUAAAAAACAAAAAUUGUAAACUAUCUGAGGGAUUAAAGUAUUUAGAUUUGGAGCACAAAGUCCUUCUUACUGGUACACCGCUUCAGAAUAAUGUGGAAGAACUUUUUUCAUUAUUAAAUUUUUUGGAACCUCAACGUUUUAACAAUGUAAGCGCAUUUUUAAAUGACUUUGGGGAUUUGAAGACAGAGAGCCAAGUGAAUAAAUUGAAGACUCUUCUAAAGCCGAUGAUGCUUCGUCGGUUGAAAGAGGAUGUUGAAAAAUCACUAGCAGCGAAGGAAGAAACAGUAAUUGAAGUCGAGCUGACUAAUAUUCAAAAGAAAUAUUACAGAGCCAUAUUAGAAAGGAAUUUUACUUUUUUAUCAAAAGGAACUUCAUCUUCUGCUAAUGUACCCAACCUCAUGAACACCAUGAUGGAAUUAAGAAAGUGCUGUAAUCAUCCCUAUUUGAUAACUGGUGCCGAGGAUCAAAUAUUAAAUGAAAUUAAGAACGGCCAACUGGAACCUUCAACAGAAGAGAUUCAUCAUGCUAUGAUUCAAGCAUCAGGAAAACUGGUUCUGAUAGAUAAAUUACUUCCUAAACUGAAAGCUGGAGAUCAUAAAGUUCUUGUAUUUUCACAAAUGAUUCGGGUAUUAGACAUUCUUGAAGAUUAUCUUAUUCAGAAAAAGUAUCUUUAUGAACGCUUAGAUGGACGGAUUAGAGGAAAUUUAAGACAAGAAGCUAUUGAUAGAUUCAGUAAACCAGAUUCAGAUCGCUUCAUUUUUUUACUCUGUACAAGAGCAGGAGGUUUAGGUAUUAAUCUAACUGCUGCGGAUACAGUAAUAAUUUUUGAUUCUGACUGGAAUCCACAAAAUGACCUACAAGCGCAGGCUCGUUGUCAUCGAAUUGGACAAGUUAAAAUGGUUAAAGUAUACCGUCUGAUAACAAGAAAUUCUUAUGAAAGAGAAAUGUUUGACAGAGCGUCACUAAAAUUAGGUUUAGAUAAAGCUGUGCUCCAAUCUAUGAAAGAAGGUGUAAAAGAACAGAACAGUUUGUCAAAGAAAGAAAUAGAGGACUUGCUGAAAAAAGGUGCCUAUGGGGCCAUUAUGGAUGAUGACUCCGCAGCUGAUCAGUUUUGUGAAGAAGAUAUUGAUCAAAUUUUGCAAAGGCGAACUCAGGUUAUUCAAUUAGAGAGUGGAGAAAAAAAUUCAACUUUUGCCAAAGCGUCAUUCAGUGCUUCUGGGAAUCGUAAUGAUAUUGAUAUUGACGAUCCUAACUUUUGGCAGAAAUGGGCUAAAAAAGCAGAAGUUGAACUUGGUAGUAAUAGCGAUAAGAACGACCUGAUUAUUCUUCAACCUCGACAUCGAAAAAAAAUUACUCGAUUUGGUAAUCAGGACCUAUUAGACGAAAUUUCUGAUCUAGAUUCUACUGAAGAAUCUGAUCCUGAUUUGGCAGCUUCAAUUGAACAGGUAGGCAAGAAACGAGGGAGAAAAUGCGUAAAACCAAUACGUAGAAUGCCGAAGAAAGAUGACGACGAAGAUUUUGUUAUUGACGAAUAUGGUGAUGGAUAUUCAAGAACUGAAUGUUUUAAAGUUGAAAAAUAUCUAAUGACUUAUGGUUGGAGCCGAUGGAAAGAGAUUUGCGAACGAUGUCGUUUCAAACGUGAUUUAAGCAGCACUGACUGCGAAAAGUUGAGCACAGCAAUUCUUACAUAUUGCAUAUCGCAAUACAACGGCGACGAAAAAAUCAAAUCCUUCAUUGUGGAUCUCAUUCAAGGUAAAGCUGGACAGAAAGGUCAUAGUGGUUUAUCUGAUCCAGUUCCACGGGGUAGAAAAAAUAAGAAAAAAACCGAGAAUAAAGAUAUUGAUUUAUCAUCUCUAGAAGAUCCUCUUAAAUUACUUAUAGAUGAAGGUUAUCGGAAGCACUUGGACAAGCAUUCAAAUAAAAUUUUAUUAAGGAUUCGUUUAUUGUUUUAUGUAAAACAAGAAGUAAUCGGAAACGAAGCAGAAAAAAUUCUUAGUAAUGAAAAUUUUAGUGAGAUCAAUGUACCGGUUGUUUCUUGUUCCGAUGUUGAAAAGCCUUCUGAGUGGUGGGAUGAGGAGGCAGAUAAGUCAUUAGUUAUUGGAAUUUUCAAACAUGGCUUCGGUCGUUACAAUUCAAUGCGUCAGGAUUCUUGUCUAUGUUUUCUGAAGAGAUGUGGACCACCUGAUGACAAAGCUCUUGCUGCUGAAUUGAAAGAUGAUGAAGAAGAAGACGAUGAAGAUAAAGAGGAUAGUGAAGCGGAGGGGGCAUCUGUUACGACCAAUGGACCUGGAGAUAGCGAAGAUUAUGUCGCUUUACCGUCGGUAAAUGAUUUGAAUGCACGUGUCAGAAAAUUAGUUUCCGCUUAUCAGAAAGAUUUUAAGCGAGUUCAGCAAAAAUUACAAAAGUCUGCUCGUAGAAUAGAGAAACGCGAACGAGCAGAAGCGGAGAGCAAAGAACGUGAAAAGUUACGAUUAGAUGCAAAACAGAAAUGGUCAAAGCGAGAAGAAAAUGAUUUUUACAGAGUUGUAUCUAAUUAUGGCUUAGAAAAGACAAAUGAUGGACAAUUUGUUUGGGACACAUUCAAGUCUAUGUCCCGUUUAGAUAAAAAAUAUGAUGAAACUUUAACUGAAUAUGCCAAUGCGUUUCUAGCAAUGUGUAAACGAGUAACCAGCAAAGAUGGUGAUGAAGAAUCAACAAUUGAACCGAUAAGCGAGGAAAAAGCUACGAAAGUACUUUUUCGAGUGUCUCUUUUAAACAAAAUCCGGGAAGAAGUUUUGAAUCAUAGUCUGCUUGAGGAAAGAUUAAAAUUGUGUUCUCCAAGUAAUGAGCUACCUUCUUGGUAUGAAUCAGGACUUCACGACAAAUACUUACUCUCUGCAGCAGCUAAGCAUGGGUUAUCUAAAAGUGCAUAUUAUUGUAUGAGGGACGAUGAAGCUAGUUUCAAAAGAUUAACUAAUUUGUCUAACGAAACCGAUUCAGAGGAUGUAGAAAAUGCCUCUUGGCAUAACAUAAAUGACGUUUGGCCAAAAUAUAAAAUUGUUUUAAAUCGUCUUAGCGAUGUUUGUGAAACCGUUCUAACAGGAGAAUGGCCAAAAAGAGCGCCAGCUCAAUCAUCUUCCAGAAGUAGCACACCAGCUUCAUCUCAGGUGGAAGAUCAGAAGGAUGAAAACUUAAGGGUAGCAAUACAUAAAAGGCAUAAUCGUGAGAGUUCAGCUCAAGAUGACGCAUCUAAACAGUUACAAAACUGGUUAUUACAAUCGCAAUUGAAUUCAUUUCCAGGAUUAGCGGGUUUCGAUAUUAAGAAUUCCAAUUAUAAAACAGAUUUUGAAUCGCUCACUGGAUCUGAAAGUGUAUCUGUAAUAAACAGAAGAAGUGGCAAAAAGUUAACCUCCUCAAAGGCCCCGCUAUUGAAGAAUUUAUCUCAAUGGCUUCGAGAUCAUCCGUCUUACGACGUUGAUCCUGCGUGGUAUUUUGUUCUAUCAUUACCCGAGUGGCGUUUACCUGCUGAUUUGGAAAAAAGGAGGUUACCAGCAGCUGAUGAUGUAUCGGCUGCAGCAGUUAGUGGUGCUGGCAAUGUUCUGAAUCCAGCAAAUGAUUUAUAUGGUCUGGCUCACUUGCAUUUGUUAGCACAACAACAAGCUCUUGCUUACAAUCCUCUAUUCUUUAACCCGUUACUUGCAGCUAGCAGUGUAAUGAACUAUGCUAGCUUAAUGCAGCAACCAGAAGCGGUGGCAUCAACAGCUUCACCUUCGCCUCCUCAAGAUUUGUCAGUGAAGAAGGAUGAUCUGCCUGAAGACUUAUCCGUAAAGAAAAAAUCGGCAAGCAAAGGCAAAUCUUAGCAUCGACUGUGAUACACAAACGUCCAUAUCGAGUUUUAGCGACACAACACGUGUUGUUAGAUGUUUUUCCUGUAUAAAUAUUGUUAUGCUCCUACUACUAUUAUUAUUGUAUACGUAACACGCUUUAAACUGUCACACGUAUUUAUUGUUCAUAUUCAUUGAUCAAAAUAUACCUAUCAAUAAUAGAAUUACCCUAAAGUAUUUGAACUUAUGACAAGCGUUCAGUGGUUU
Dimorphilus gyrociliatus is the source of this 8189-nucleotide messenger RNA. The record is from the annotation of a GenBank genome assembly. NCBI's taxonomy places the organism in Eukaryota, Metazoa, Annelida, Polychaeta, Dinophilidae.